This is a messenger RNA of Exophiala xenobiotica, 1543 nucleotides long. RefSeq lists its product as uncharacterized. Lineage: Eukaryota; Fungi; Ascomycota; Eurotiomycetes; Chaetothyriales; Herpotrichiellaceae. Gene Ontology annotation, cellular component: peroxisome. The record is from RefSeq and is a predicted model, not a curated record. The coding region runs from base 107 to 1357 and encodes 416 amino acids. The transcript has 4 exons. Gene Ontology annotation, biological process: fatty acid beta-oxidation; phenylacetate catabolic process. Gene Ontology annotation, molecular function: acetyl-CoA C-acyltransferase activity.
GCCGGCUGCUCUUCACAUUUCGCCGCUUCCUCUUUCUUUGUCCUGCAUCUCGAGCCCUGUGUGCUAUCCAUUUCCCUCGUUCAUCAUCCCCCAGACACGUUCCAAGAUGGCCAGCCAAAGACUAGGCUCGAUUCUUUCGCAUCUCACCCCAACGAAGACCGGCGUCGCUGGAAUCACCCAGAAGAACCCGGACGAUGUUGUUAUCACUCUCGCUAUCCGAACACCUCUUGCAAAAGGGAAGAAGGGUGGUUUCAAGGACACAGAUCUUGACUACAUCGUUUAUGCCCUGUUGAAGCAGCUUGUGGACAAGAGCAAGAUCGACCCCUCACUGGUUGAGGAUAUCUGUUUGGGAAAUGUCGGCGACGCUCGAGCUGCAUACAAAGUCCGCGCGGCCUCGCUUGCCGCUGGAUUCCCCCAUACCGCAGGCGCCAGCAGCGUCAACCGAUUCUGCUCCUCCGGCCUGAAGGCUGUGCAGGAUAUUGCCAACCAGAUCUCUAAUGGCAGCAUUGAAAUUGGUAUUGCCAUGGGUGGCGAGAGUAUGACGAACAACGGAGGCGGGGAUCUGCCUUUCAGCCCCGAGGUCAUGGCCAACCAGGAAGCCGCGGACUGCACACAACCUAUGAUCCAGACGAGCGAGAACGUGGGUAAUGACUUCAACAUCUCGAGGCGGACCCAGGACGAGUAUGCCUGCGAAAGUUUCCGACGAGCCGAGGUCGCGCAGAAGGCCGGCUGGUUUGACGAUGAGAUCGUGCCCAUCGUGACGAAGAUCAAGGAUCCCAAGACUGGAGAGGUCAGUGAGGUCACUCUGACCAAGGAUGAGGGCCCUAGAUAUGGGACGACCGUGGAGAGUUUGCUCAAAAUCAGGCCGGCUAUGCCACAGUUUGGAGACAAGACUAGCGGUGGCAAUGCUAGUCAGGUUACGGAUGGUGCUGCCGCCAUCCUGCUGAUGAAGCGUGCCAAGGCUAUUGAGCUCGGCCAGCCGAUCAUGGCCAAGUUCUGCGGUGCAACUAUCGCUGGUGUGCCACCCAGGAUCAUGGGCAUUGGGCCCAGCGCGGCGAUUCCCAAGCUGCUCAGCAAGUUCCAACUCACCAAGGACGACAUUGAUAUUUUUGAGGUCAACGAGGCUUUCGCGUCCAUGGCCGUGUAUUGCUUGAAUGUGCUGGGUUUGGAUCAUGCGAAGAUGAACCCACGCGGUGGUGCAAUUGCCUUGGGACAUCCUUUAGGUGCGACGGGUGCAAGACAGAUUUGCACGAUCUUGAGUGAGGCUCGGAGGACCAAGAAAAAGAUCCUGGUGACGAGCAUGUGUAUCGGCACGGGCCAGGGCAUGGCUGGGUUGUUUGUUAAUGAGCAGGUGUAGAUGGGGUCUCGAUGGUAUUGGCACGGCAGUGCUGGUGAUUUUGUUCUGGUUCAAAAGCACAUAGCGAAUGAUUUUGUGGCACUUUCUGACACGAGUGUCAUCCUCUUUCGCAUCUCACUUUGCAACUCAAGGAACUUUGGAGGCCUAAGAUCGCUGACUGGGAUAAAAUCGUUGAGUGAUAUUCCA